UACGAACGUAAGCAACUAUGGUGGUCUGUGAUGGAUUAUGAAUCUAAUCCAUGUUUUCCUAUUUUGUUUUUAAAUUUUGGUCGACGUAAAUAAAAAUUAACUUUUCGUAGUUUUUGUAUUGAAUGUGCAUGUUUACAGCUAUAAGUGACUUAUUUUUACUUAAGAAAAUUACUAGACUGGCAUUUUUAAUAAGAAACAAAAAAUUAGAUGUAAAAAUGAAGUGAUUGUUUUCUUUUCACGUGCAUAACCUAAAAAUGAUGGAAUCGAAAUAUAACAUAGGAAACACCAAAAACGGUGUCCAAAAGUUCCAAAUGAAAAUGAAACCAAUACCGGUAAUCUUCAACAAUUCCAAUGGACCAUCCAGUCCCAAAAAAAUUAAAUUAAAUGAUGAAAACCGCAACCCCUCAAACGGCCAGAUAAAUAAUAAGCCAAAAAUAAGUAUCCAAGAUCAAAGAAGAAACUUACCGGUUUUCGAUAAACGAAAUAAGCUCCUAGACCUUAUUAAAAGACAUAAAACUUUAAUAAUAUUAGCAGAAACUGGUAGUGGUAAAACUACACAGAUUCCUCAAUAUAUAUUUUCAGCGAGAUUGCAAGAAAAUGGUAAAAUUGGAAUUACGCAGCCUAGAAGAGUAGCUGCAGUUAGUGUAGCUACAAGGGUGGCUCAAGAGUAUGGUCAUGGGAUGUCUGUUGGCGAUACUGUAGGCUAUUCAGUAAGAUUUGAAGACUGUACAUCAAAUAAAACAAAGAUCAAAUUUUUGACUGAUGGUAUGUUGCUUAGAGAAUCAAUGUUUGAUAGAAUCCUAAUGGAAUAUACAGUGGUGAUAUUAGAUGAAGCCCAUGAAAGGACCAUUCAUACUGAUGUGCUUUUUGGCAUUGUAAAAAGGGCGCAGAAAACUAGAGAAGAUAGAAAUUUGGCCCCUCUAAAGAUAAUAAUAAUGUCAGCGACAAUGGAUGUUGACCAUUUUUCACGAUAUUUCAAUAACUGCCAAGCUGUAUAUUUAGAAGGUAGAACUUUUCCUGUAAAUAUUUACUACACUAUAAAGCCCCAUGAUGAUUAUCAAACUAGUUGUGUGGCUACAUUUUUUAAAAUACAUCGAGAAGCACCACCAAACCACGAUGUGUUGAUAUUUUUGACCGGUCAAGAAGAAAUAGAAGCAUGUGCACAUCGGAUACGUAUGUUAGCCAAAGAUCCGGAUGUUAAAGGUCCUUCAGUUAAAUGUUGCACUUUAUAUGCUGCCCAACCAGGUGCUCAACAGAUGAGUGUUUUUCAACCUGCUCCUCCGAACACCAGAAAAGUCGUUAUUAGUACAAACAUAGCUGAAACUAGUGUUACAAUACCUGGAAUCCGGUAUGUCAUUGAUAGUGGCAUGGUUAAGGCAAGAACUUUUCAUCCUUCAACGGGCCUAGAACUCCUCAAAGUGCAAAAGAUAUCACACGAGCAAGCAUGGCAAAGAGCGGGCCGAGCCGGUAGAGAUUCAGAAGGACAUUGUUACCGUAUUUACACAAGAUCUCAGUUCGAACUGAUGGAAAAAACAACAACACCUGAAAUUCAAAGGGCGAAUUUAGCGACUGUCGCCCUUCAAAUUUUAACCCUUGAACUCCAUCCUAAUUAUUUUGAUUUCCUGGAUAAGCCUUCUAAGGACGCUGUCGGACUUGCCUGCGAACAGUUAAAACUCUUAGGUGCUGUGAAUAGUGUAGAUUCGAUUAUUUUGACCCCGUUAGGAAGGAAAAUGUCUAAAUUUCCUUUAGACCCAAGAUUUUCAAAAAUACUCAUUACCGCCCAACAAUAUGGAUGCCUCCAAGAAGCACUUACGGUAGUUUCUCUUCUUAGUGGAGAAUCAAUUCUUAUUAAUCCUGUGACCAAACAAGCGGAAGCUCAAAAUGUCCGUCAGAAAUUCUGCUCUGCUUACGGAGACCAUGUUACAUUGUUGAAUAUAUUCAGGGAGUUCGACACUGUCGGACAGAAUAACAGGCGAACUUGGUGUCAUGAGCAUUUUAUAAAUAUGAGGAAUAUUUUGCAUGCGAGGGAAAUAAGGGCGCAACUAGAGCAGGUAUGCAAAAAGUGUGAUCUCGGAGUUAUGUCAUCUUGUGGAGGAGAUUUGGAUAGGUUGAGGAAGUGUUUGGUCAUGGGUUUGUUCAUGAAUGUGGCUGAGUUGGUUAGAGAUCAUCAUUAUAUUACGUUGGACAAAAAGCAGUCUGUACAGUUCCACCCUAGCUCAUGUCUUCACCGACAGCAACCCCAUUUAGUGCUAUUUACCGAAGUUGUACAAACGAACAAGUGCUAUUUGAGAGGAUUGACUACAGUAGAGGCCGCAUGGCUUCAAGAAAUUGCUCCGGAAUACAUGAAAACUCACACGCUUAGGUCUAACAGUAGUUGAUAGUCCAUAAUUUUAUUUUUUUUACCUAUGUACAUACAUUAAAAAAUAGCUUGUAAGUUUAUGUUUUGUUUUAUUUGAAUGAUGUUUAAUAUGUUUGUCCAUUAUCUGAUUUAACCCAUAUUUUAAUAAAAUUUUAUUUUAC
This is a messenger RNA of Psylliodes chrysocephalus, 2520 nucleotides long. NCBI's taxonomy places the organism in Eukaryota, Metazoa, Arthropoda, Insecta, Coleoptera, Chrysomelidae. The record is from the annotation of a GenBank genome assembly.